CUACUACUAUAAGGGGCUUCCCCAUUCUCUGUUCUUGCUCCACGUGUAGUGUUUCGCCUGCUGCUGAGGGCUGGAGGGAGAAAGAAGGGUGGAGAUGGGGAGUGAAGCGGUGCCGUCCGAUCUCCUACCGCACGUCUACUCGUUCCUGGUCCAGAAUAAGCUUCACAAGGCCGCCAACAGCCUCAAGAAGGAAUGCGGUGUGACUCUGCAGACUCUAAAGGGACCAGGUCUUAUGGAUUUCUACCAGCUCUACAGACGGAGUCAUGGGUCUAAACGAACAGUAAGUCUGAGAGAGAAGAGCGAAGAUGCAACUGAGGCAGAGCCACCUCCAAAACGACGCAAGAAAGAUACCUCGCAACAGCAGAAACCAGCUACAAAACCAGCAAACAAGAUGCCAACAGUUUCAACCAAACUGCCGCCUCGACCUGAACCACCAGUAGAUACCAGCUCUGAUACUAGUGAUACGUCAUCUAGUUCUGAGGACGAAGGAGGGAGAGAAGGAAAGGAAGGGAAGAUUUUGAAAGGAAAACCUGCUCCUGCCAGUAAAACGACAGAUACCAGCAAGAAAUCUGGACAGAAGUCGGUCGUAGCUCAGAAAUCGUCUCUGCAGUCGAAAAAAGUACAGAAACCAUCACAAAAGGAGGGAAAGAUAGCGGAAGAAUCGUCGUCGUCCGAAAGUGAAAGUAGUUCAGACGAGGCAGAAACUGAGACGACAAAACCUGAGCCUCCAGUGAAGACAGCAAAGAAACAGACAAUAGCUGUCAAGAAAUCUGGGGACGGAAAGGGACAGAAAACGACAGCUAAAAAGCAAGCACCGCCAUCCUCCCCUAGUAGUGAGGAUAGCUCCAGUGCCAGUGAGGCUGAGACUUCUGCAAAACUGAAGAAAGUGGGGAAGACAACAGCUGGAGCUACAGGGAAGAAGACUGCCACUGUGGUGGAGGGAGGGAAGAGAGGGAAGAAGGUGCGGGGAUCUAGUAGCAGCAGUGAAGAUAGUUCCAGCGACAGCGAGGGAGAGGAAGAGGAACAGAAGAAAACAAAGCCAGCUGGGAAACAUGCAAAGACAGCGGUUGGAAAGACAGCGGCAGCGAAACCACUGGGUAAAGUUGCAGGGGUGGGAAAGGCAGUGGGUGUUGGGGGAAAAAAGGGUGGGGUGGGGGUCCCGCCAGUGACACUGGUGAAGAAACCAGCGAAUGCUGGAGGGAAGAGUGCCGGAGUGGGGAAACAGGUGAAGGUGCAGGCAGUGAGACAGACGAAGGAGCAGUCUACCAGUGACAGUAGUACAUUAUCUUCAUCCAGUGAGAGCGAGGAAGAGGAAGAGGAGGAAGAGAAAGGGAAGAAAGGACUGGAGACAGUUGUGAAGAAAGCUGCCACUAGCCAGAAGUCAGCAGCGGUGAAACAAAAUGGUGGAGCAGUUGAAAAGAAGACGACCAAACAGCCGGAGAAGAAAGAGUCCAGUAGUGAGGUAUCAUCAUCAUCCAGUGAAGACAGCGACUCUGAGACCACGGAACCCGUCAAACCAGUCGGCAAACCUGUUUCAAAACCAGGAACUAAACCAGCUUCAAAACCAACCCCAAAGCCUGUUUCAAAACCAGGAACUAAACCAGCUUCAAAACCAACCCCAAAGCCUGUUUCAAAGCCAAAGACAGCAGAACCUGGAGACGGUAAGAGUGGAGGGAAGCAGCAAAAGAAGAGGGAGAAAAAGAUGGUGACAUCCACACCAAAGAUUGUGGGGAAGACGAAGAAGACGGACGACAGCUCAGGUAGUUCGUGGAGUGAGACUGAGGAAGAGGGGAGAGAGGUCCCUGAGAAGAGAGAAGGAGAGAGGAAGGUGGUCGCGGGGAAGAAGAGUGGGAAGAAGGGGAAGGAGACAUCUGAGAGUGAGAUGGAGGUCGAGGAGUCUCCAGUGACUGGUGGAGGGAGCAAGACCGGCACACCAGCAAGUACUGGAGAGUUGGCAAAAACCCCAGCCACAGUCCCUCUUGCCAAGAAGAAAAAGAAACUCAAGUCUCCGGGGACGACGCCGUUCCGUCGUGUUGGCGUGGAGACGGAGGUGGAUCCGCGACUGGCAGACAAUUCAUUUGAGGCUAAGGCAGGGGCGAGGGGGGCCUGGGGGGAGAGAGCUAAUCAGGACCUCAAGUUCACCAAAGGUAAGUCAUUCAGACAUGAGAAGACGAAGAAGAAGAGAGGAUCGUAUCGCGGAGGCACCAUCGACACGCAGGUCUACAGUAUCAAGUUUGAUAGUGAGUGACAGAUACUACUAUUGCUGCUGCCAUAAUUCAGAGCUACGUAUUUAAAAAUUGUAUCAUUUCACAUGUCCAAUUGUACAGUUCACAAUGAUGUAAUGAUUACAAAAACAGUAGGGCAUGGGCUACUUCUGCUGCCCAACGAUCUCAAUUGUAGCAUACAAUGUUUUAGGAAAAACAACUUAUAGUUGUAGACACACACAAUCUAUUAUACACGGCAUGUAAUUAAGUUUACAAAAACAGUUCUAUGGGAAAUAGUUGAAGACAUGCACGCGAUCCAACUCGUUUUCACUGAUGUAAACUGUACGAUUCUUGUCUACUGCUAGUCCAAACGGACCGUAAAACGCCACAUUUUCAGAAUACCCAAAAGACUUGAUCAACUCUAGAAGUAUACAGAACUGUCUCGUUGAUAUAAGAAUCUGUACCUUGACUUUGAUCAACAUCUUCAGCCAAAUUUCUACGUUUCACUUUGCCUUUUUUCUGAGGCCCACACCGCGAAAGCAGCGUUUUACUGGGAAGAACUGCAGCUGUGCUGAGAACGAGUCGAUCGAGAAGAACGAGUCCGCAAGGUCAAAGGUUUAUCGAGCCACGCCUUCAACACCAACCCCACCCAAAGCAAAUACCGGAAGUGAAAGUUUGUUUUUUCCAGUGAAAAUUCAGAGCUACGUAUUUAAAUACGCUCGUCGGAUGCAAAAUACGAAAACAGUGAUACACAACCCUUGUUCCCGAAUUCACCAACAUAUACCACAUUCUGAGAAUCAAUAGCGAUGCUAACUGGUUUGUUGGUGACAACUUUUUUCCCAAACUGCCUCAAGUAGACUCCAUCGACUGUGAAGACCUCGAUUCUGUGGUUGUCACAAUCAGCUACAUACACGUUGCUUUCAGCGUCAAAAGCUAUGUCAAAAGGGCUAUUUAACUCUCCAUUGUUAGAACCCCUUGUACCGAAACUCUUGGAGAACGUGAGGUCGGAGUUCAGAACUUGAAUUCUGUGGUUGCCACUGUCAGUAACAUACACCUUCCCAGUGCCAGGAUGAACUGCAAUACCUCCAGGACACAGGAACUGAAGAGGUCCACUGCCCCAUGUACCAACUGUUUUGAGGAACUUGCCAGUGGACGAAAACUGCUGAAUACGAUUGUUCUGGCUGUCGGCUACAAGAAUGUUUCCUCCAUUGUCUAUUGCUAUACCUUCAGGGCGAUCAAACUGACCAGGAUCUGAGCCAUACUCACCAAAUGACUUCCGAUCUCCGUAUGAUUUCCCGCUGAUGAUUGUAACACGGAAACCGGUAGAUUCAACGACAACUAUCUCCCCUCCCUCCGUGACAGCUAUAUACACCAGAUGGUCCCUCGAGAUCUCCGAUCAGUCCUGCGGGGCCAAGGUUGGGUGGAGUGGAGGCUGGUUUCUCUGCUGUUUCAAUGGUCUCGGGAGCAGUGGAGGGUUUGGCAGCCAUGGCUCUGGCAGUAGUGCAACAGACAAGAUAGAGAGAGGAUCUAUGUAGAGUCAAGACAGCAACAGCCUCCAAGAAAUAGGGGAAGCUGAGUUGCUGACAGGAAAUGCCCCCUGACCUUGACCCCUAUUAACCUCAGAG
Molecule: messenger RNA, 3829 nt
Organism: Geodia barretti
Lineage: Eukaryota; Metazoa; Porifera; Demospongiae; Tetractinellida; Geodiidae
Source: the annotation of a GenBank genome assembly